GUCGGUCGUUUAGAGCAGCGGAACUGGAUAUGUUUUAAUUAGACAGUGGGCGGACCGUGACCGCAGCGCGGCGGCAUUGCUUGUGAUGAUAUCAUAACACUGCAACUGACGAACUGCGCGUUGGCCUUCGGCAUCCCAAAUGACCGCCGCAGAUACUGUAAAACGGGAGCAACCAAAACAGGCCAGUCAUGGGGAAUAAGAGGAGACGGAAGGAUGCCAGUUGAGCCCCACCAUCCUUCUGCAGUGAGACCGCAGCAAGUGUCAGAAUAAAGAGACGUAGACGAUGGCUCAGUCCGUGAGGAGGAUGGACAUCUCUAUCGAGCACAAGCCGCAGAGGGACAAGACCCGGACCAGCUACUUUGGCAAUGUGAAGAGCAGGCUUGGUUCAAAACUCCCUUCAGGGGUCUCUCAGCCUCCAACGUUCGCAAAGCCGCCUUGGGACAUUCAACCUGUUGUCCAAGGCUUGAAUGAGCCUUCUGUCAGCAACCUGUAUCACCAUCAGUACCGAACUACUCCAGUCCAACCUUUGGACCACAUCCCGCACAUUCGAAACCCAAUUUUGCGGCAGUAUUACCUGCAAGGCACCUCAUGGGACACCAACACAGCUGUGAAGCAAGAGCUAAAGGGAAAAUUAUCAAAUGCGGGCAAAAGCAGCAGUACGGAUGAGUCAGUGUUCAGUAUCUCAUCCCGGUUCGGCGGCAGUGACACAGCUCCCUGCUCGCAUUCCCGGUCACAAUCGUCACCUUUGUGCUCUGCUCUUUUCCGUAUGGAGCAGCAGCAAGCAGAGGAGGGAAAGAGCACCGUAGAAGCCAGCUUGGUUGCUUCUAAGAAGAGGAUGAUGCUGGAGAUGGACUCAGAUAUCUCGGAUCGACAUGCUGCUCCUGCCCAGUCACCUUUGCCGGAAGCAGAAUAUGACAAACUACUGGAUGUAGAGGCGGUUCCAAUGCCUGACGGACAGCUUUGCCUUUUGGCCCUACCGCCCGAAUGCUGCCCGGGCGAGGGACCAGAUGCCACGCCUUACCUCAAAUUGUUCUGCCGCCACAUCACUGACCGUAAGGGCAUCGUUUCCGGUAUCCUCCUGGUGACGACAAACAAGCUCUUUUUCGACCCGUGCAAGACGCACCCACUAGUGAAGGAGCACGGCUGCGAGGAGUACCUCCUGUCAUGCUCCGUAGACAAGCUAGUGUCUGUUUCGUUCUUCUCCGACAUCUCACAUGUUCGUUUUCACUCCUCCCAGCAGAGAAAAGGGAAAAAACUUUUCCACAGGAUCAAAACUGCCAAAAGCCAAGAGCAGAAGGGGGAGUCACUUUCACUUCUAGAACCUGGAGCACUUUCCAAUUUGAGCCUUAAUGAAGAAACUGCUGCAGGAAUUGAGCAAACUGAUAGUGAAAACGCGUCUGAAAAAAAACAGCUUGAUAAAAGCCCAUCUGAGGUGUUGUCGGAAGCUUCUGGAGGUGCUCUAGGUGUGGCCGCUACCUUCUGCUGCGGAGCUCCAGAGUUGCCCGGUCAAGGGAGGACUGAUGAGUUGCCGUCUUCUUCUGUGAGCAGCCCGACUCCAGUGUCUGAAAGGUCCCCAGCAGGAAGUCCCAGGUGUGUUAUGUUUGUCCGACUGCGGGUUCAGUCGUCUGCUGGACAGAAAAGGCGUGUUGGAGGGUUUCAGUUUGGCGUGACUGAGCCGACCGCUGCCGUACGGGAAGCUUGGAUUGCACUUUCACAAGAGAGCUCCGAUGAACUGCACGCCUUUCUCGAGCACCGUCGACCCGACUUGCGUCUGCACACGGGAGAAGAGGACGGGGAGGCAGAUUACAAUGAAGAGGAGUUUGUACUGGUGGAGGAUAAAGACGAAAAGGAGCUGGAGGACAUGUUACAGAAGCAGCAGAGCUCUGGGGAUGACUGGGAGAUGGUGUUGAUGGAGGACAACAGGGAGAAGCAAGGCCUACUCACUGAACGAGACCCUGAAGGAAUUAAUGCCAUUGUGGAAAAAAGCCAUAUUUUGGAAGCCUCACAUGUCAGAGAGCUGUACAAAGAGAUGCCCCCCAAAACAGUGGGCUAUACCUGGCAGCUGGCGUACAGCACGUCUUGCCACGGCUCCAGCCUCAAGUCCCUCUACCGCAAAGUGAGCCAAGCGGACUCGCCCAAUCUGCUUGUCAUCAAAGAUACUCUGGACGAGGUAUUCGGGGCGUUCCUCUCGCACCCGCUAAGGCUCAGUGAGGCGUUUUACGGAACGGGAGAAACAUUUCUCUUCAUGCUGCAUCCUCGAUUUAAGUGCUUCAGAUGGACUGGAGAGAAUUCCUUUUUCAUUAAAGGGGACUUAGACUCAUUCGCCAUUGGCGGAGGAAGCGGUCACUUUGGUCUAUGGGUGGAUGAGAAUCUGUACCUUGGCCGAAGCAGCCCCUGUUACACCUUCAAUAACUGUUGCCUCUCAGAAACAGACGACUUCCGGAUCAUGGAACUGGAGGUGUGGACAUUUUGCUGAGGCGUCCCACCUUUUGCUAGUUAUCACCGGCUGUUAUUUCACAGUACCAGUCAGGUCGGACAGUUGGAUUUAUUCACACUGUUGAACGGAUUAGGAUGAGUCAACUUUUGGAGCGCUGGCUGCCACGAGGGACAAUUUAAUGGAUGACGCAUUCCUGCGGGCAUGCUCUCAGAGACUUUGCUCCAUGUGUGAAUCAGUUAUUUAUUAUGCAAACGGCUCUGCAUCUUCAUGCCGGAAGCCACAGUUUGUAAAUAUAUUAUUAUGUGUGUUCUAAUGCUCCUGUCUUGACAGGAUCUCAUCAUUACAUGUCAAGAGGCUGGUAAAAUAAAACAGAUGGCAUGUGUUAAGAAUUAAUCAUAAUUUUCUUUAUUUUAGGCUGACUUCUGGUGCUGCUUUUCCAUUGUGGGGGUGGAUUUAAAGUGAAUUUAGACUCAUUGGCUGCAAUAUUAGAGCCAUUUGUAUGUUCUAAUAUUUUAUCAAAAAAGGUGAUUUUCCCCAAGUAAACUAUGCAUGCUUUUACAUCUA
Messenger RNA from Corythoichthys intestinalis (scribbled pipefish), 3001 nucleotides. Its product is annotated as nuclear receptor coactivator 7. Lineage: Eukaryota; Metazoa; Chordata; Actinopteri; Syngnathiformes; Syngnathidae. The record is from RefSeq and is a predicted model, not a curated record. Gene Ontology annotation, cellular component: nucleus. Gene Ontology annotation, biological process: response to oxidative stress. Bases 284 to 2476 code for a protein of 730 amino acids. The transcript is spliced from 16 exons.